Messenger RNA from Ziziphus jujuba (common jujube), 1895 nucleotides. RefSeq names its product putative pentatricopeptide repeat-containing protein At1g53330. NCBI's taxonomy places the organism in Eukaryota, Viridiplantae, Streptophyta, Magnoliopsida, Rosales, Rhamnaceae. Bases 370 to 1869 code for a protein of 499 amino acids. Gene Ontology annotation, molecular function: protein binding. The transcript has a single exon. The record is from RefSeq and is a predicted model, not a curated record.
CACAAAUUCGAAUCCCUUCUAAAUGUAUAUCACUAACUCUAGUAUUGGUAUUAGGUAAAUAUCAUCUUUUCCUCAAAAAAGUUUACCAUACAAACUCCAACGAUCGAAGGCAAUUGAGCAAAUGUUUACCCCAUUGGGAUUUGUAUUCGAAUUUUUAUUUUAUUUCAGCAAAAAAAUCAUAAUAAUAAAAUAAAUUAUUAAUUGGAAAACCAUAGGUGGUAUAAACAACCCAAGCCAAAGACCCCACUCUACAAACAAAUUUGAAUCUCUCGCUUUUUCCUCUGUUAUGUUUCUCUCUCGCAAGAAGUUCAUGGUUCUUUUUGUAGUUUCCAAUUCUCUAUUUAUUUGCUAAAUUUAGUAAAACUGGACAUGGGUCGAGCUCAAUUUGGAAACCCUUCGAGAUUAACCCAUAGAGGAUCGAUUAUUCAAUCAAAUUCAGUGCAAUACAGCAUCCCAAACGAUAACUUGAAGGAGAAAACCCAAAUGAAAACUAUGAAACCCAUCUCUUCUUUCAGACUUUCCUCCCUCCUCCGCCUCCAAAAAGAUCCAAUUCUCGCUCUCCAACUCUUCCAGAACCCAAAUCCUCAACACCCAAAACGCCAUAAACCCUUUCGCUAUUCACUCCUUUCAUACGACCUCAUCAUUUCCAAGCUUGGACGUGCCAAAAUGUUCGACCCAAUGGAGCAAAUCCUCCAACAAUUGAAGCAAGAGACCCGCUUUGCUCCACCAGAGAUCAUCUUCUGCAAUGUCAUUUGUUUCUAUGGCCGGGCUCGCCUUCCUCAACGUGCACUCCAGGUGUUUGAUGAAAUACCCUCUUUUCGUUGUCAGCGGACAGUGAAAUCCUUCAAUUCCCUGCUGGACGCGCUUUGUAAGUGCAGUGAGCUUCAGAAGGUGAGGGAAAUUUUUAUGGAUAUUGAGAAUUAUGUGUACCCAGAUGCUUGUACGUAUAAUAUUUUGAUCAAGGCUUGUUGUACGAAUGGUUCUUUGGAUGAUGCAUGGGUUGUGUUUGAUGAAAUGCGUAGUAAGGGUUUUUGUCCAAAUGUGGUGACUUUUGGGAAUUUGAUUUAUGGGCUUUGCACGGAUUUAAAGCUAAAGGAAGCCUUUAACUUGAAAGAAGACAUGACUAGAGUUUAUGGGGUUAAGCCUAAUGCAUUUGUAUAUACAUCAUUGAUCAAAGGGCUUUGCAAGAUCGAUGAUUUAAGUUUGGCUUUUAAGCUUAAGGAAGAGAUGGUAAAUAAUAAAAUUAAAUUAGAUUCUGCAGUUUAUUCUACUUUGAUCGGUGCACUCUUCAAGGUGGGUAGGAAAGAUGAAGUUUCUGGGAUUUUGGAGGAAAUGACUGUGAAUGGAUGUGAACCUGAUACUGUAACUUACAAUGCAAUGAUUAAUGGGUUUUGUAAGGAAAAGGAUUUUGAAGCAGCUUAUGGAGUUUUGGAUGAGAUGGUGAAGAAGAACUGUAAACCUGAUAUUAUUAGUUAUAAUGUAAUCAUUGGAGGAUUAUGCAAGGAGGGAAAAUGGAUUGAAGGAAAUGAUUUAUUUGAAGAUUUGCCAAGGCGUGGUUGUAAACCAGAUGUGGUAUCAUAUAGAACAAUUUUUGAUGGAUUUUGUAAUUGGAGAAGGUUUAAAGAAGCUAUGUUUAUUUUAGAAGAGAUGGUAUUUAAGGGGUAUUCACCCUGUUCUGCAAGUAUCCAUAAACUUCUAGAUGGGUUGUGUCAGGAAGGUAACGUGGAGUUUAUAUCGAAAGUUCUAAAUAGUAUUGGAAAUGCAAAUGUUGUUGAUUUAGGUACUUGGGGUUCAGUGAUUUCUGUUGUAUGCAAGAAGGACAAACAAUCAGAUUCCAUUAAUCUUAUUGAUACUCUAUUAGUGUCAUAAAUUGAUAGUUUCUCUCUGCAAUACUA